UCCUUUUUUGGGUUUCCUGCAGGUUCUGGAGAACCUAAAGAUGGGUGAUUAAGAGUAUAGGUUAUAGAGUCAGACUCUGGAUAUAGAUCCUGAUUCUACUUAAGAGCUGUGUGACAUUGGGCAGGUUAGUUCACCUCUCUAAACCUGUUUCCUUAACUCACAGAGUUGUCAAGAGGAUGAAAUGAGAUAAUGUGUGUAAUGCUCCUGGUACUGUCCCUGGCACGUAGCCCUCCGAAAAGAGUGACUGCUGUGGCUGGUGCUAGACGUCCCUUUCUUUGAAUGAUGGUGAGCAGCUCUGUGUACACAGCUGAGAGCUUCUGCUGGGGCUGCUAUCUCCUGGCACAGAAUUCUGCCCCUUUCACACUUAAGCUUCUUGUCAUCCCUACCGCCUUCAAAACCUGCCUCCAGCAACAUUUUGCUUUUGGUCGGUGUAUGCUUGAAAUUCUGAAUGUCUGCUUUGAGAAACAGUGUUGCUAAUGAGCCUACUUUUCCUAGGUCAGUACCCUCACUUCUACCCUGGGAAGAGGUAUCCUUUUUCCAUCCUUCUAGCUAACUUUAGGACUCCUGCUUUUUCUGGUAAGGAUUCUGAUCUACUUCUUCCCAUCCUCACUCAAGUGAACUCUCAAGUUCUCCUUUCUGACCAGUCUAAUGCUGGCCAUCUCAUUGGUACUAAUUGCCCCAAUCAAGCUGGAUUUCUUUCCCUUUUUCACACUUCAAAGACCCCUGUUCCAGCUAUUCUCCUACCCACAGGGCCAAUCACUUUGGCAUUUAUUCUAUUUUUCCUUGUAAGUCUCUAGUUCCAUUUACCCCAAGACUCCCACUCCCUGCCACCCAGUGGUUCAGAUCCAACUACUUCUGGCUGACUUUUCCAGAGGGUUACCCUUCCUCUCACCUCCUCACCAUUCAGAAACAACUUCGCCAGUCCGCCCCAAACUCCCUGUUUUCUUCCAAGAAGACAGCUUAAGUGGCUGGAGAUGCGGACUGCACCGCACCUUCCCCCUAGUCAGGUCUGAUAUCCUUUCCAUUUCAGAGGAGCACCAAGAGAAGAAAAGAAAACUCACAGAGGAGCAAGGUGCCCGGAUAUAGGCUGGCAUGUGGGAGGCAUGGCCUUGGACUGCUCAGGGCUGGAGCAGGUGGAUUAGAAGGCCUGACUAAUAGAAGGGCCCAGAAGUCUUGUCAGUGGUCAGUAGCUCUGCUGGUGCCUUUGUGGGGCACCAGCUGACACCCUUGAUGUUUGGACCAUAGACUACCUUCUGCUCCUGUAUCCUGGAGCCAAACCAGUAGGGGGCGGACACUAGGGGGGAGCUAGGGAGCUUGAAGGUGGUGGUGGUGGUCAUGCUGUAGGCAGGGGGGGCCCAAUGGGGAUUGGUGUGUGUGAAGUCAUGGGACAGGAGAGGUGAGAGUUAACCGCCUGUAAUGAAGAUGAGGUAGGCAUAUAGGGGCAGGAGUAGGGGUCUUCUGGAAAGAAAGGCUGGGGCGGAGCCAGGAGCCCUUUCCCAGAAGUUGGGUGGGGGAGAGGGCGGCGGGGAGGUGUUGGUUGAACCCGUUUCUUGCACGCCUGCGGGUGUGCGCGCUCGCGUGUGCAUCUGCCUAGCUUCUCGGGGCCAGAGGCCACGCUUGUGGUUGCCGCGUGUGUUGGCGGCUGGGGGUUCUGUGGUCAGGGCUCAACUACGCGAUGCCAGUUGGUGCCGGGGGGGGGGCGCGACGGCUGGCUCUCGGGCCGGGAGGGGGCGGCUGGCGAGCGCUGACCACGCGGGGACAGAAAAACAUCCGCCGGAGGCUCGGCUGGGCGGCGCUCCAACAGCUCCGGGCAGGUGCGCGCGGGGAGGAAGUGAGCGCAUUCCGACCCCCCAGUCGCUGGCCCUUCGGCCUCGUUGGCUCUCCAGGAAGCAUUUUCCAUGGAAAAAACUGCUCUUCUGGACCGUCUUUUCACAAAACUGAUAUCUGUGGCCCUCACAGUAUAUAUCAUUUCAACUUUCAGAAUACAUAUCCGGACAGCUGCUCUCUGCCCUCUGUUGGCAAGUUCUCUUGGACCUGUCUUGUGUGCAGGAGACAAUCACAUAUAGGACGAAAUUUCUUUACACUAACAGUGUCAGGAGCUGGAACUGGAGUUAAUCCAUCUGUGUUAAAGAAAGAGCUGCCCUAAGGUUUUCAUUUCAACCAGGUUGAGGGCAAGAGACGUUGUUGGGGGGCUUGCCUUUGGCCUCUGUGCCCAGGGAUUCCAAUUGUAUGCUCCUCAAAGUUGUGUAUAUCUGCGGCCCUCUGGAGAUGCUGCAUGAGAUCCUGCUUCAGGCCCAGAGGGAGAACCUGACCAACGGAGAUUAUGUCUUCUUUUACCUGGAUGUCUUUGGAGAGAGUCUCCGUGCGGGCCCCACGCGCUCCACAGGCCGGCCCUGGCAGGACAAUCGCACCUGGGAACAGGCCGAGGCCCUCAGAGAAGCUUUUCAGAUGGUAUUGGUCAUCACAUACCGAGAACCCCCGAAUCCUGAGUAUCAGGAAUUCCAGAAUCGUCUUCUGAUAAGAGCUCGGGAAGAUUUUGGUGUGGAGCUGGCCCCUUCCCUCAUGAACCUCAUUGCUGGCUGCUUCUACGAUGGGAUCCUGCUAUAUGCUGAAGUCCUGAAUGAGACGAUACAGGAAGGAGGCACCCGGGAAGAUGGACUUCGAAUUGUCGAGAAGAUGCAAGGAAGAAGAUACCAUGGUAAUGGAGAGGGUGUAACUGGACUGGUUGUUAUGGACAAGAACAAUGACCGGGAGACUGAUUUUGUCCUGUGGGCCAUGGGAGACCUGGAUUCUGGGGACUUUCAGCCUGCAGCCCACUACUCGGGAGCCGAAAAGCAGAUUUGGUGGACAGGACGGCCCAUCCCCUGGGUGAAGGGGGCCCCCCCCUUGGACAAUCCCCCCUGUGCCUUUGACUUGGACGACCCAUCCUGUGAUAAAACCCCACUUUCCACUCUGGCAAUCGUGGCGCUGGGCACAGGAAUCACCUUCAUCAUGUUUGGCGUUUCCAGCUUCCUCAUUUUCCGAAAACUGAUGCUGGAGAAAGAGCUGGCUAGCAUGUUGUGGCGCAUUCGCUGGGAGGAGCUGCAAUUUGGCAAUUCAGAGCGAUACCAUAAAGGUGCAGGCAGUCGCCUCACACUGUCGCUGCGGGGAUCCAGUUACGGCUCGCUCAUGACAGCCCAUGGGAAAUACCAGAUCUUUGCCAACACCGGUCACUUCAAGGGAAAUGUUGUUGCCAUCAAACAUGUGAAUAAGAAGCGCAUUGAGCUGACCCGGCAGGUUCUGUUUGAACUCAAACAUAUGAGAGAUGUUCAGUUCAACCAUCUCACUCGCUUCAUUGGCGCCUGCAUAGACCCUCCCAACAUUUGCAUCGUCACCGAGUAUUGUCCUCGUGGGAGUUUACAGGAUAUUCUGGAAAAUGAUAGCAUCAACUUGGAUUGGAUGUUUCGUUACUCACUCAUUAAUGACCUUGUUAAGGGCAUGGCCUUUCUCCAUAACAGCAUUAUUGCAUCCCAUGGGAGUCUCAAGUCCUCCAACUGUGUGGUGGAUAGUCGUUUUGUGCUCAAAAUCACAGACUAUGGCCUGGCCAGCUUCCGAUCAACUGCUGAACCUGAUGACAACCACGCCCUCUAUGCCAAGAAGCUGUGGACUGCCCCAGAACUGCUCAGUGGGAACCCCUUGCCAACCACAGGCAUGCAGAAGGCCGAUGUCUAUAGCUUUGGGAUCAUCUUACAGGAGAUAGCCCUUCGCAGUGGUCCUUUCUACUUGGAGGGCCUGGACCUCAGCCCCAAAGAGAUUGUCCAGAAGGUCCGAAAUGGUCAGCGGCCUUAUUUCCGGCCGAGCAUCGACCGGACCCAACUGAACGAAGAGCUGGUUUUGCUGAUGGAGCGGUGUUGGGCCCAGGACGCAGCUGAGCGACCAGACUUUGGACAGAUUAAGGGCUUCAUUCGCCGCUUUAACAAGGAGGGUGGCACCAGCAUACUGGAUAACCUCCUAUUGCGCAUGGAGCAGUAUGCCAACAACCUGGAGAAGCUGGUGGAGGAACGCACACAGGCCUACCUGGAGGAGAAACGCAAGGCUGAGGCUCUGCUCUACCAAAUUCUACCCCAUUCAGUGGCAGAGCAGUUAAAACGGGGAGAGACCGUACAGGCCGAGGCCUUUGACAGCGUUACCAUCUACUUCAGUGACAUCGUUGGCUUCACAGCUUUGUCAGCAGAGAGCACCCCCAUGCAGGUGGUGACACUUCUUAAUGAUCUGUAUACCUGCUUUGAUGCCAUAAUUGACAACUUUGACGUCUACAAGGUAGAGACGAUUGGAGAUGCCUACAUGGUGGUAUCUGGUCUCCCAGGCAGAAAUGGUCAGCGCCAUGCCCCGGAAAUUGCUCGUAUGGCCCUGGCAUUACUGGAUGCGGUUUCUUCCUUCCGCAUCCGCCACCGACCCCAUGACCAGCUGAGGCUACGCAUAGGGGUCCACACGGGGCCCGUCUGUGCUGGGGUGGUUGGCCUGAAGAUGCCCCGCUACUGUCUUUUUGGAGACACAGUGAACACUGCUUCCCGAAUGGAGUCUAAUGGUCAAGCCCUUAAGAUUCAUGUCUCCUCUACCACCAAGGAUGCCCUGGAUGAGCUAGGAUGCUUCCAGCUAGAGCUUCGAGGGGAUGUGGAGAUGAAGGUGAUGGCAGGCCAUGGGGAGGGAGUCAUGGAAUGGGAGGAUGAACACAAUCACGGGGUUUGUGGGGGGAAGGGAGGGAGAUAUGAGGAAUAACAUAGAAGAAUCUGAAUUAUCUCUACUUCUCC
Molecule: messenger RNA, 4790 nt
Organism: Globicephala melas (long-finned pilot whale)
Lineage: Eukaryota; Metazoa; Chordata; Mammalia; Artiodactyla; Delphinidae
Gene: NPR2
Product: natriuretic peptide receptor 2
Biological process (GO): cGMP biosynthetic process; protein phosphorylation; receptor guanylyl cyclase signaling pathway
Cellular component (GO): plasma membrane
Molecular function (GO): peptide hormone binding; natriuretic peptide receptor activity; adenylate cyclase activity
Source: RefSeq, a predicted model, not a curated record